ACGUAUAAACAGACUGGAGAGAUCAGCUCACCGUAAAAUAAGAAAUGCAUUCCUCGGAUCAACAAGUAAAACUCCUGGGUGCUGGAUGAGUCAAAUAUACAAGAGAGUGCUCACACUGGCUGAUUGUAUCAUUAUAUAUUCUGCAGUUCAUAUCUCUCUGAUAUUUACAUGUAGGGCUGGCAAAAUCCAGGAGUCAUUGAUGGGAAACCACACUGCAAUAACAACAUUCAUCCUUCUGGGACUGACAGAAGAUCCUCGGCUGCAGCUCUUGCUUUUCCUUUUUCUAUUUCUCACCUACAUAUUGUGUAUAACCGGAAAUCUGACCAUCAUCACCCUAACCCUGCUGGAUCCCCACCUUAAAACCCCCAUGUAUUUUUUCCUCCAAAAUUUCUCUUUCCUAGAAAUCUCAUUUACAAGCUGCAUUCCAAGAUUCCUAUACAGUAUAUCAACUGGGGAUAGAACAAUUACCUAUAAUGCAUGUGCCAUUCAACUAUUUUUUAUAGAUCUUUUUGGGGUAACUGAAUUCUUUCUCUUGGCCACCAUGGCAUAUGAUCGCUAUGUGGCCAUCUGUAAACCUCUGCAUUAUAUGACAAUCAUGAGCAACAAACUCUGCAAAACAAUGGUUGCCUGCUGUUGGCUGGCAGCACUUCUGAUUAUCCUCCCUCCGCUCAGCUUAGGUUUUCAUCUGGAAUUCUGUGAUUCUAAUUUCAUUGAUCAUUUUGGCUGUGAUGCAUCUCCUCUCCUGAAGAUCUCAUGCUCAGACACCUGGUUAAUUGAGCAGAUGGUUAUAGCCUGUGCUGUACUGACCUUCAUCAUCACCCUUGUGUGUGUAGUUCUCUCCUACAUAAACAUCAUCAGGACGAUUCUAAAAUUCCCUUCUGCCCAACAAAGAAAAAAAGCCUUUUCUACCUGUUCUUCCCACAUGAUUGUCGUUUCCAUCACCUAUGGCAGCUGCAUCUUCAUCUACAUCAAACCAUCUGCCAAGGAAGAGGUAAAUCUCAAUAAAGGUGUGGCAUUGCUUAUUUCUUCCAUUUCACCAAUGCUGAAUCCUUUUAUAUAUACUCUGAGGAAUAAGCAAGUUAAACAAGCCUUUCAUGACACACUCAAAAAAACUGCAUUUCUUUUAGGAAAGUAAAAUGUAUCUCUUGAUAUACCUACCCAAAAAUGCACAUCUACCUUAUUUUUUUUCAUAAGGCUAACAACCAAUACUAUAUUUUCUUAGCUUAUAGACCAAUCAGGAUGACCUCACUGGCAUUUAAUCAUUCAUUUUCACUUCAGUUCAUAAACUAAAGUACUAAUUAUUAAUCAUUGCUUUGUGAGGAACAAAAUACAUCAUUUUUAAUCCUGUACACAGAGCCUAUCAUAAUUAAGUCAUUGAUUUUUCUUCUUUUAGAUGUUUUUCCCAGGGUUUUUACAAUAUCAGAGUAGAGAUAACAUUCUUUAAUAAUGAAUUAUAAUUGACAUAAAAUAUUAUAUUACUUUCAAGUGUACAGCAUAAUUUUUAUACAUGAUGAAAUGAUCACCACAAUAAGUCUAGUUAUCAUCCAUCUGUUGAGAUGUUAACAUAGUAAUUAGGGAAAAUUUGAGCAUUGGGACACCAAUAUAGUUGACAUCUUAGAUGAAAUGGGAAAUAUCUUUGAAAGAUACAAAUUACAAACUUCACACAAAAAGAAACAGAACAUUUGCAUACAUCUCUUUCUAUUUUAACACUGAAUUAAUACCUAAAAAUCUUUUCACAAAGAAAACUCCAAAAUUAUGUUGCCUCAUUGGUGCAUCAAAGGGAUAAAUAAUCCAAUCUAUGAAAAUUCUUUCAAAACACAUGAGGAAAGAAUACUUUCUCAUUUUAAGAAAUCUGCAUAAAUCAGAUACUAAUACUAGACAAAGAAAUCACCAUGAAAGUGUAGACCAAUACCCCUCAUGAUCAUAGAUGCAAGUAUCUUUAACAAUACUAUCAAAGCUCAAUAAUAAAAACCAAAUAAAUAUGGUCAAGAAUACUCAGUAGACACUUCAUAAAGGAAGUUACAAGAAUAGUUAAUAGGCACAGGAAACGAGCUCAAUAAAACCAAUAAUCAGAAAAAUUCAAAUUAUAACUAAAAUGACUCACACCCUCAUUAGAACAGCUACAGUUAGACUCCAGGCUGACAACGUAAGUCAAACAAGGACACAGAGCAGCUGGAACCAUCAUGCAGUGAUGGUGGACACACAUGAACU
Messenger RNA from Sus scrofa (pig), 2211 nucleotides. RefSeq names its product olfactory receptor 6C68. Gene Ontology annotation, molecular function: G protein-coupled receptor activity; olfactory receptor activity. Gene Ontology annotation, biological process: G protein-coupled receptor signaling pathway. The record is from RefSeq and is a predicted model, not a curated record. Gene Ontology annotation, cellular component: membrane. Lineage: Eukaryota; Metazoa; Chordata; Mammalia; Artiodactyla; Suidae.